Messenger RNA from Callithrix jacchus (white-tufted-ear marmoset), 1856 nucleotides. RefSeq names its product olfactory receptor family 10 subfamily A member 7 (gene OR10A7). Gene Ontology annotation, molecular function: olfactory receptor activity; G protein-coupled receptor activity. Gene Ontology annotation, biological process: G protein-coupled receptor signaling pathway. Lineage: Eukaryota; Metazoa; Chordata; Mammalia; Primates; Cebidae. Gene Ontology annotation, cellular component: membrane. The record is from RefSeq and is a predicted model, not a curated record.
UUAUUGAGAUUAUCUCUAUAUUGAUUUAAUACCCUUUGAUGCACAUACUUUGUUUUUAGAGAGAAAGUGGUCUAAGAUAUGAUCUGUGAAAAUCACACCAGAGUCACUGAAUUUAUUCUUCUUGGUUUUACAAACAACCCCGAGAUGCAAAUUUCCCUCUUUAUUUUGUUCCUGGCCAUUUACACAGUCACUUUGUUGGGCAACUUUCUCAUUGUCACAGUUACCAGUAUGGAUCCCGCACUUCAAACACCCAUGUACUUCUUUCUCCGAAAUCUGUCACUUCUUGAAGUAUGUUUCACCUUGGUUAUGGUGCCAAAGAUGCUUGUAGAUCUAGUGUCCCCAAGGAAAAUCAUCUCUUUUGUGGGCUGUGGUACCCAGAUGUACUUCUUCUUCUUAUUUGGCAGUUCUGAAUGUUUCCUACUCUCCAUGAUGGCUUAUGAUCGCUUUGUGGCCAUCUGCAACCCUCUCCGUUAUUCAGUCAUAAUGAACAGGUCCCUGUGCUUGUGGAUGGCCAUAGGCUCUUGGAUGUCUGGUGUUCCUGUGUCCAUGCUACAGACAGCUUGGAUGAUGGCCCUUCCUUUCUGUGGACCAAAUGCCGUGGACCACUUUUUUUGUGAUGGUCCCCCAGUGUUGAAACUAGUCACUGUAGAUACAACCACGUAUGAAAUGCAAGCACUUGCCUCGACACUCCUGUUUAUCAUGUUUCCCUUUUCUCUCAUUUUGGUUUCCUACACCCACAUUAUCAUAACAAUUCUGAGGAUGCCCUCUGCUACUGGCCGCCAGAAGGCAUUUUCUACUUGUUCCUCACACCUCAUUGUGGUGUCCCUCUUCUAUGGAACAGCCAGCCUGACCUACCUGAGGCCCAAAUCAAAUCAGUCCCCAGAGAGCAAGAAGCUAGUGUCAUUGUCCUACACUGUCAUCACUCCUAUGCUAAACCCCAUCAUCUACAGCCUGAGAAACCAUGAAGUGAAAGGGGCGGUUAAGAGGACAGUCACUCAAAAAGUCUUACGGAAGUUAGAUGUGUUUUGACUUCUUUUGUAUAAGAAAGCUUCCCGGUGAGCCGAGAUCACGCCAUUGCACUCCAGCCUGGGUAACAAGAGCGAAACUCCAUCUCAAGAAAAAAAGAAGGAAAGAAAGCUUCCAAAGUAGGAACAGCAAAACCUACUAACAAAAAUUUAAAAUAGAGUGAAAGUGGUGCUUUUAUUUCAUCACUAACUGAUGGGUGCAUUUCUAUGUAUCAUUUAGGGUCCUACAGGAAAGAGAUGGUAUUCCUGGAUUGGGAUAAGUGAGAAAACACUUUAUGAGAGGACUAUUUAAAAAUUGUGGACAAGGUUAAGUAAUAGCGACACAGGUCAUAUAAUAGAAAUUUUAUACUUCUUGGCCCGAAGGGACAAAUAGAAGGAGUGUUAACUGGAACCUAGAUAAUGCUACAACUAUUUAAAAAAACAGUCACCUAAUAGGAGCUCUGUUCUUUAGUACAGCAAAACAGCAGUCCCAACUUGUUUUGUUCUGACUCUCUCAAAUCUGUUGCUGGCUUCUGUUCUGAGCCAAACCAAAUACAACACGGGGAAAAGAAUGUCUGUUGAUACAAUGUAUAAAUGCUAGCCUCCUGGGGCACAGAGCAGGAUGAAAAAGGGUAAGAAAAGUUAUGAAAGAUAAGUGAAAACAGCCACCACAAACCACUGUAUAUUCUGCAGCUACUGCAAUGUAACAAUGAGUCAUCUAAUGCAUUUUAAGUAACCUUUAAAAAUGUAUACGAGAUGGAGUUUUGCAGAUGCCAAGAAUCCAUAAUGCAAAUUCUUUAUAUGGGUUGUAUGUUUAAAUAGAGUUAAUUAAUAAAAUUAACUUAGUAUUAA